AUGGCUGGCAUUUCCGCGGGUAAGAGCACAUGGAGGUCGAGGCAGGAGCUGAUCAGAGCAACUCUCAAGGAGAUUUCUCGGGCUCAUGGGCUGAGCAAGGGGCACACGUUGAUAUUCGGGGGCUGCUCUGCAGGAGGGAGAGGAGCGAUGUUCAACUUGGAGUACCUCCCUGAGUUUAUUCCUCAAGGAGUCAAGAUCGCCGGAUUCUUUGAUUCGCCGAUGUGGGUGGAUAUGGAGCCUCUCGACGCGGGAGCUGUUUCCUUUCAAACUCAGACUGCUGCUGUCUUCAAGAUGACAAACGCGCAAUCCCGAAUGGGUACUCGGUGUGCCUCCAUCUACACCAAGGAGAGCGAGCAGUUCAAGUGCUUGUUCGGAGAAUACAGAGCUCCGACCAUCGACCUUCCGUUCUUGGUGGCAGCAUCUCAUUUUCAGAUACGUUCCAACACUGGUGUUUCACCACCAUAUGAUGCUGAUCAACUUGCGUACGUUGAGAGGUUCCGUCAAAGAGUGCAACAAGCCAUGAUGCGCCUGAACGUCUCUCAUGUUGCAUCUUUUGCUUAUUCUUGUUAUGGACACUGCAUCUCUGAGGGAAAGACUUUCUGGACGCAACAAGUGGCUACUAAUCAUCGUCGACACCAACUGAACUUGUCGUAG
Guillardia theta CCMP2712 is the source of this 654-nucleotide messenger RNA. RefSeq lists its product as hypothetical. The record is from RefSeq and is a predicted model, not a curated record. Lineage: Eukaryota; Cryptophyceae; Pyrenomonadales; Geminigeraceae. Bases 1 to 654 code for a protein of 217 amino acids. Gene Ontology annotation, molecular function: hydrolase activity. The transcript is spliced from 9 exons.